UAGCGUGAAGGUAGUUUGCUUGGGUGAGGUAGAGAGAGAAUCGCCCUUGUCGUUGUAAAGGUAAAUGGCGAGGUUGUACAUCGGUAGCCUAUAAUAAAUCAGUUUAUCAAUAGCGCUUGUAAUGUUCUUAGGCAAUACGUCUUAUUUAUCACAUGAAAAAGCGGUUUGUUUUUGAGACGAAUCUCCCGUACAAGGUUUGUGAAAAGACAUUCAGAAAACGGCAAGACAUCAGCCUUCAUCCCCGACAUGGAGCUCCGAGAAGAAUGGCAGGAUGAAGAGUUCCCUAGGCCUCUUCCUGAAGAUACACAGAGUCCUGAUGAUGAAGAGGAAAGCCCUGGAGCUGAGGGAAACAAACCUGUCCCACCAACUAGCCUGGCCCUGACAGGUAAUACCGUCAGGAAGAAGCGGCUAGUGGCGCCAACUCUUAGUUUAACACUGGACAAAACCUCAACCGACCGGAGCAUGAAAUCUGACGAGUUUGAUGCCUCUGCCCUUUCACCAUCUCCUGAUGAUGACCUAGAGAUGGACAUAAACCUGGAGGCCCUAGAGACGCCGUCAGACAGCGAGUCAUACAACUUCCCAGACAGCAUGCAUGACUUAGAGUGGGAAGAUGAUCUUCCCAGGAUGGGCAAAGCAGCGAUUAGAAAAGCCAGUUUACUGGAGCAUGCAGAGAUGGGACACCUGGACUUGGAUCAGGUGGACAACAAUGGGCGGCGAUGGAGGCGAUUCCAUAUUGGCGGCCAAGACUACCAAGUCAACAUGAGCGUUCUGGAGCCGUACCUUCAAGUUCUUUCCCACGGAGGAUAUUAUGGGGAUGGAUCGACAGCCAUCAUCAUGUUUACCUCCUGCUACCUACCAGAAAAUACAACAGAACACUAUGAGUAUGUAAUGGACAAUCUCUUCAGGUACAUUAUUGGCACACUGGACUUGAUGGUGUCUGAGAAUUACAUAUUGGUGUAUCUGUGUGGAAUGGCCCCUCGCAAUAAGAUGCCUGGGAUUAAAUGGCUUCGACAGUGUUACAUGUCCAUCGACAGAAGGUUAAGGAAGGAUUUAAAAGGCCUUUUCGUGGUUCACCCGGCCUGGUACGUGAGGGCGUUAAUCACCGUCAUCAAACCCUUCAUCAGUGAGAAAUUCAGCAGGAAGAUGCGCUUCAUCCACAGCUUGCAGGAACUGGCAGAGUUUGUUCCUGUGGCACAGCUGCAAAUCCCAGACUGCAUCAGAGAGUACGAUGAGCAGAUGAACAGGUGAAGGUGUGUGACGCAGGAGAGGAGAGGUGUACAUACUGUACAGACUUCACACUAGGGUGACAUGCAUGUGGGAAUUGGAGCUGGCUGGGGUUAAAGGUCAAGCUUUAGGGCAAAUGCCCUAAUGACAGAAAACAGCUUCAUACCAGACAACUCUUUGAUGAAAUACAAAAAGACAGUGUUGUCCUUCAGAGAGAGACACAGCUGUGUCGUGCCGUACGGUGGGUCAGGAGCGAUCCGCAAGCAACAUGAAAGCCUGUUUGACGUCACUGCAUUUAAACUGUUACACAAAUACAGACAAACAUGUUUCCCACACUGUAGAAAACUUCACAAUACACCCUCCACUCUUCAGAAAACCUAUUAUAUUUAGACACGAGAAAUGCCAAAUACUUCUAUCAGAACAUUUCCUUUUGGACUUGUGGUGAACAUACCCAAAUUAGGGUUUUAAUAAUUUCAUAUUUGCACUAAACGUUACAAAAUCUUGUAUGUUAUCUAAAACCUGUAUGAACCAUCAUAUGUAUAUGGCUUAAACUACACAUCUUGUAAAGUGGUAUUGACUCUAUUUCUAUUUUAUUGAAAUUUUUAUAUAUUCUUUAAAAUGCAUUGUAUUUGAGCAAUUCUCAAACUUUUAAUGCAAAAUCAGAGAGCUAUUACAAGAAAGUAUGUAAUGCUGUAAUAUUCGGUUUAUACUUGUACAUACUUGUUACAUAUAUAAUCGUGCUUGGUUUUAUUCUGGAAUACGGUAGGGAAAUGUUCUCUAAUAUUCAGCUGCUGCUGCUGCUGCUGCCUGUAAAGUGGCCCAUUGAAUGUGCUUUCAUUUAAUAGACUCCUAUGUGCAAAUAUUUAUACAAGGCCACACUUGAACAACCUGAGCUUUCAAACUGCACAUACUGUAUGUCUUUUCUAUGAUAUUUAAGGAAAUAAAGGGUUAUAUUAAACAA
Molecule: messenger RNA, 2185 nt
Organism: Labeo rohita (rohu)
Lineage: Eukaryota; Metazoa; Chordata; Actinopteri; Cypriniformes; Cyprinidae
Gene: bnipl
Product: BCL2 interacting protein like
Exons: 10
Coding region: 247-1248 (333 amino acids)
Biological process (GO): apoptotic process
Cellular component (GO): cytoplasm
Source: RefSeq, a predicted model, not a curated record